CCACGGUUUCCUUCUUAUAUCAACUCUGCCCUGCUCUCACUUCUUUCUCCUCUCAAAAACAACCAUUUUUCUUCAAUUUUCAUGGAGGAAGUAGAUGAAUCAGAAGCCAGUUGGUUUGAUGGGUCAGUAGAGGAGCUCAUCCAUGAGCUCUUUGACGACGAGUCCCCUCUCUUCGUCCCACCUGAGGUCCCAGAAUCUCAAGAAGCUGCUUCUCAGAAGUCCGUAGUUAACAAGCUCAUCUCAUCUGUCUACUCUGGCCCUACAAUUGGAGACAUCCAGAGUGCGCUGUCCAUGGGAUUUCAGCAUGGUCGCAGUACUGGUUCUCUAGCUGUGAGUUCAUUCCCAGAGAAAGGGUCAGGUAAAAUGGAGAAUAAGUAUACACUCAGGAUCAAGAGCUGUGGGAAUGGACUCACAGAUGAUGGCUAUAAGUGGAGGAAGUAUGGUCAGAAAUCUAUCAAGAACAACCCAAACCCAAGGAGUUACUACAGGUGCACCAACCCUCGCUGUAAUGCUAAGAAGCAAGUAGAGAGAUCCACAGAAGAUCCAGAGAUGCUGAUCAUCACCUAUGAAGGCCUCCACCUCCACUAUGCCUACUCCCAUUUUUUCUUGCCUCGACGACAAGGCCAGAACUCUGCGACGAGUCUUCAUGUGCCGAAGAAACCCAAGGUCCAGCAGGCGGAAGAUCUUGAUCAAAACCCGGAUGCGAGAUCCACAAAGCCGGAAGCACCAACCACGACGCAGCAGCAGCAGCAGCAGGAGCUUGUGAUCAUUGGUGAGAAGAGCCCUCAAGGAACGCUCCUUGGCCCGGUUCUCAGAGAAGAAAGGAUGCCAACCGAAGACAAUGCGCAGUGCCCACAAGGGCUGCUGGAGGAUAUCGUACCCUUGCUUGUUAGGAAGCCCUGCAACUCUACCUCCUCUCAGGCGUCUUCUCCUGAUCACUACUCGCCAUCCCAUUCUUGGUCUCUCAACUCAGCUCAUCUUGACGUGGGUAUACUUUCGAACAUGAUUCCGGUGACACAUCCGUAGAAGGAUUACUGUUGUAUGGCUUCAUACUUAAUUCCUUUGGAUACUGCAAGUGUAUCUUGGAAAAUGUGGGGCCUGGUUGUCCUCUUACACCAUGUGUAACACCAACGUGAAAGAAAAUUAGGGUGGUGAAGUAAUGCACACUGAAUGCGAGAGCUUUUGGUAGACUUGUUAUAUACAUGAUUUAUAUUAUUAUUAUUAUUAUUAUUUA
Molecule: messenger RNA, 1234 nt
Organism: Elaeis guineensis (African oil palm)
Lineage: Eukaryota; Viridiplantae; Streptophyta; Magnoliopsida; Arecales; Arecaceae
Product: probable WRKY transcription factor 49
Biological process (GO): regulation of DNA-templated transcription
Molecular function (GO): sequence-specific DNA binding; DNA-binding transcription factor activity
Source: RefSeq, a predicted model, not a curated record